AUGAAAAAAAAUUCUAACACAAGCGAAGAAAACAACACAAUGCAAAACAACUCUGAAAGCACACAGUCUAAAGAGACUUCCAGCAUAGGAACAGGCUCAGCAGAAAAGAGCACAGGAUCAGAACAAAAAGAGAAAAAGAUCAGCAGUAAAGCCACAAAGCAGCACGAGAAAGAGAUGCACGAUAAAACAGAAAAACAGAUGGAAACAGCCACCACAAAAAUCUCCAACUUCUUCUCAGUUUGCUUUGCAAAGAUAAAGGGAUGUGCUGAGGGAAUACGGUCUGGGUUCUACAAGUCUGUCGACGACACCGAAGAGAAGGAUGAAUGA
Nematocida minor is the source of this 327-nucleotide messenger RNA. RefSeq lists its product as uncharacterized. The record is from RefSeq and is a predicted model, not a curated record. NCBI's taxonomy places the organism in Eukaryota, Fungi, Microsporidia. Bases 1 to 327 code for a protein of 108 amino acids. The transcript has a single exon.